Coffea eugenioides is the source of this 1892-nucleotide messenger RNA. Its product is annotated as tRNA:m(4)X modification enzyme TRM13 homolog. The transcript is spliced from 9 exons. The record is from RefSeq and is a predicted model, not a curated record. The coding region runs from base 398 to 1789 and encodes 463 amino acids. Lineage: Eukaryota; Viridiplantae; Streptophyta; Magnoliopsida; Gentianales; Rubiaceae. Gene Ontology annotation, biological process: tRNA methylation.
AACCCUCCCUCCAGAGCUCCUUCAACUUGAAGACAAGAUACUACAGUACUACUCUAAGGACAGACAGGACCCUUUCCUUACAGGGCCGGCAAACUAAAACCCCACCCAACCCACUUGGCGGAUGUUGGGUGGGAUGUACAAAGUAUACAGAGAUGAAGAAGUGCACUUGUACUACUAUACCAAGUGUCAGCAGUUGGUUAUUAGUGGCCCAAACGCGUAGAGGAGGCCCAAUGCAUGUCCCAAAACUGCAGAGACGAUACUGCAACACACACCAAACCCUCCCGGGACCGCCGCCGCCGGAGAAUGGUGCAUUUGAAAAGCAAUAAGAGGAGCGGACAAACAUAAAUAGUAGUAUACAAAACACAAACAUGAUGGUAGCCUUGCCCUUUGAUGAUUGAUGGUGGAUUUGAAGAGUGAGCGCUGCCAGUUUCGGCUCCCAAAGAAGAAUAGACUCUGUGCCAAUGCUCCUCUCCCUAAUUCCUCUUUCUGCGGCAACCACACGCAAAGGUCCAAUCACCAAUGGAUUCAAUGCCCCCUUGACCCUUCUCACUCCGUACUCCAGCAUAAUCUUGAAAAUCACCUUACCAGAUGCCCCUCCCUCAAACAAGCUCAGUCUCUCUCCCUCCAACCCUAUUACCAAAAGGGCAUCAAUGCCGGCGGAGGCAUCGAUGAAGAUCAUACUGCUACUGCUUCACAUAUGAAGAGACGAGCUAUCUACAACAAGACUGUCCCUGAAUUCUGUGACUUGAUCCGCAAAAUCAAGAGCAUUCAUGCAUCCCUCUCCGAUAAUACCCGCAUUCAAGAUUCUUUCAAGAUUCCUCAAGCUUGUGCUGUUUGGUCUACUCGUAGACAAAUCGAUCGGAAGUUACCCUUCCAAGGGAAACAUGUUUUGCAGCAGGCCUCCAUCCUUGGUAACCUGGAAGAAUUUGGACUGUUGCGCAAGUCUGGUGUAGAGGAUGCUGUAAUUGAUGCGACGACUCUAGACCGCAGCGAUGUUGAUGUUCCUGCUGUCGUGGAAUUUGGAGCUGGGAGGGGUUACCUGACCCAAUUGCUUGCUGACUGCUACGGGAUUAAAAAAGUGCUUUUGGUUGAGCGCAAGUCCUACAAGCUUAAGGCUGAUCGAAGUUUGAGACAAAUAGAGAACCUGAUGUUGGAGCGCUUGAGGAUCGAUAUUGAAGAUUUGAACUUGAAUGCUGUCGAGUCUUUGCAAGGGGUUCCUUAUUUGGCAAUUGGUAAACAUCUUUGUGGGCCGGCAACAGAUAUGACGUUGAAGUGUUGCAUAUUGGAACAAAGUGCUCAAAAUCAUGCUGAUCAGUUGAAAGCCAGUUGUUUCCUCAGAGGUCUCGCUAUAGCUACGUGCUGUCAUCAUCUUUGUCAGUGGAAACACUACAUAAAUAAGAACUACAUAUUGAAUCUCGGUUUGACCAAGGAAGAUUUCCAUGCAAUGACAUGGCUUACUAGCUGGGCAGUUGAUGCAGACCAUGGAUCAGACAUUUUUGUCAUUGACAGCUCGCCGAAUCUAUGUCUCAAUGAGAAGGAAGAGAUUGGAGCAGAAUUAAGUCAGUCUGGAGUGGGAGACGUUGUUAGGAAUAUGAGCGCUGUGGAGAGGGCAGUGGUGGGAUUCAUGUGUAAGGAUAUCAUUGAUGCUGGAAGAUUGAUGUGGCUCAAGGAGCGUGGAUUACACUCUCAAGUUGUAAAGUAUGUUCCACCCGGUAUCUCUCCUGAAAACCAUUUACUGAUUGCUAGGCAGGGCAAUGGAUUAUAUGAUGAUUCUGUUGCUGUUAAAUAAAUUCUUUGCCUCCAAAACCCAGAGACAACAGACUGUGAAUCAGGGAACUUCAUCAGAUCAACGUAUCAGAUGAUUUUUAAAAAGCAUCAGACAAUUCUUCAAA